AUGCUUUUUGGCGCGAUGCAACGGCAGCAUAUCUACAUGCAUUUCGUCUUCGUCCCGCUCCUUCCAUCAGCAGCCUUAUCCUCCCCCACUCUCUCCACCUGCACCUUCUCCUGCCAGACUGGGGGAAGCAUGUCAAGAAUGGCGCCUCCGUCUCCUCCUAUCUCUACGAAGCCUCCGACCCUGCCCUUCUCCCCGAAGAAGCCGCCGCCAAUGCCAGUGUACAAGGACCUGCACUUCAACCGCGACCUCUCGGCCACCAAGAAGCUCCAGGCUGGCGUGGACUUGGUGGCGCGGUUGGUGGGGGUGACCCUGGGCCCCAAGGGGAGGAACGUGGUACUUGGCAACAAGUAUGGCCCUCCCAAGAUCGUCAAUGAUGGAGAGACUGUCCUUAAGGAGAUCGAAUUGGAGGACCCGUUGGAAAAUCUUGGAGUGAAGUUGGUCAGACAGGCUGGCGCAAGGACCAAUGAUAUUGCAGGCGAUGGUUGUACCACUUCCAUAAUCCUUGCUCGAGGCCUGAUUGCCGAAGGAAUGAAGGUUCUUGCGGCUGGAAUCAAUCCAGUUCAUGUUGCACGUGGCAUCGAGAAGACUGCUACUGCUUUGGUGUCUGAACUCAGACUGAUGUCACGGGUGAUUGAGGAUCAUGAAAUUGCACAUGUGGCUGCAGUUAGUGCGGGAAAUGAUUAUGCUGUUGGAAAUAUGAUUUCUGAUGCUUUUCAAAGAGUGGGUAGGAAAGGCAUGGUGAGAAUUGAAAACGGACGAGGCACCGAAAACACUAUAGAGAUCGUCGAAGGAAUGCAAUUUGAACGUGGUUACCUCUCACCUUACUUUGUUACCGAUCGUGCUAAUAUGUUAGUGGAGUUCACUGACUGUAAGAUACUGUUGGUUGACAAGAAAAUUUCUGAUGCUAGUGAGGUUAUAAGGAUACUGGACAGUGCUGUCAAAGAAAAUUAUCCAUUGUUAAUUGUUGCCGAGGAUGUGGAAGAAAAAGCAAUGGCUGAUUUGAUAAAAAACAAGCUGAAAGGGACAAUUAAGGUUGCAGCAGUUAAGGCCUUCUCUUUUGGGGAGCAAAAGACUCAAUGCUUGGAUGAUAUUGCUGUCAUGACAGGAGGUACAGUAGUGAGGGAUGACAUGGGAUAUACACUAGAAAAGGCAGGAAAAGAGGUUUUGGGUUCUGCUUCUAAGGUGGUAAUCAGGAAAGAUUCGACACUAAUUGUUACUAAUGGAAGUACCCGUCACGCAGUUGAGAAAAGGGUUGCUCUGAUAAAGGGCCAAGUCGAGAACUCAAAGGAGCGGUACCAUAAGAAGAUACUGGGUGAGAGGAUAGCAAGGUUAUGCGGUGGAAUUGCAAUCAUACAGGUUGGUGCUCAAACAGUCAUUGAGCUGAAAGAUAAGAAGCUGAGAGUUGAAGAUGCUCUUAAUGCAACCAGGGCAGCUAUUGAGGAAGGUGUUGUAGUUGGUGGUGGAUGUAGCCUAUUAAGAUUAUCGAAGAAGAUUGAUGUAAUCAAGGAAUCAUCAUUGGAUAAUAUAGAGCAGAAGAUUGGUGCCGACAUCUUCAAACAAGCCUUGAGGUACCCUACCUCACUGAUAGCAAGCAAUGCGGGGAUGAAUGGUGACUUUGUCAUUGAGAAGGUGUUACUAAAUGACAAUACAAAUUAUGGUUACAAUGCUGCCAAGAACCGAUACGAGGAUUUAAUGGCUGCUGGAAUACUGGAUCCAUCAAAGGUUGUGAGAUGUUGCAUUGAGCAUGCUGCUGUGGUUGCGAAGUCCUUUCUCACCUCUGACGUAGUGGUUGUUGAGGCAAAAGAAAGCAAACCAAUUCGAAUAAGACCCCCGAUGCCUCCUAGGAGCUUAAUCCCCCCAAUGCCUGCUUCUGUUUCAGGUAUUCGAGUGUAGCAAUCUUCCUUUCCACAGAAUCGACCUCAAAUAGAACACAAAUACUGGGGACGGAAUUCUUUUGCAAAUUUGCCAAGAUAACAAAGGAGAAAACAUAGGAAAGAUUUCACCUCAAACAUUGCUCUGUACUAUUGAUCGAAGAAGCUCUGUGUGCUGUUAUUAGAUCAAUAAAAGCAGCAGCAAGGGUGGAUGAUGCGUGGAACAGAGAAGAAAAUGCUAGAAAUUUCAACUGAUAUUCUUAUCUUCCUUCUCACUCUGUGGAUAUCUUCUGUUUUUGGCUAGCUAUGUUAAUAGCUCCAUUAUAUUUAGAUUGUUCAGAAAUGCUUAUUAAUGUUUACACAUAAGAUAUAGUGUACGUCCAGAAUCGUUACUCAAUUUGUAAAUAUUUUGAGAAGUUACCUCAAAUACGCUUACUUAUAUUCAAUCCUUAAUUCUGAGCUUAA
Phragmites australis (common reed) is the source of this 2336-nucleotide messenger RNA. RefSeq names its product ruBisCO large subunit-binding protein subunit beta, chloroplastic-like. Gene Ontology annotation, biological process: protein refolding. The record is from RefSeq and is a predicted model, not a curated record. Lineage: Eukaryota; Viridiplantae; Streptophyta; Magnoliopsida; Poales; Poaceae. Gene Ontology annotation, molecular function: ATP binding; ATP-dependent protein folding chaperone. Bases 1 to 1893 code for a protein of 630 amino acids. Gene Ontology annotation, cellular component: chloroplast stroma. The transcript is spliced from 14 exons.